UACCCGGCGAUUGCAGCAGCGAGCGGCGGCGCCCUGCGUGUGCGGCUCGGCGGCAGGGACUGAGCUCUGCAGCUCCCCUCCCGGGAAGCGGGAGCUGGAGGAAGGACCCAGGCAGACGCCUCUCAUAGAAAUAUCUGUAUUUUUCCAGCCUGGGCUGCCCCUUACCGGGCGGGGGGCUCCCUCCAGCGCUCCCGAAAGCCAGACAGAGGGCGAGCGCUGUGUUUUGUUUCUUUGCAAGGAGACCUCCUCAGGCACCCCGAGCGACGUUGCUCCCCGGCCUUUUGCAAUAUAGAGGGGAAGCAGGCCAUGGUGAACCCCGGCGGCAGCUCGCAGCCGCCCCCGGUGACGGCGGGCUCCCUCUCGUGGAAGAGGUGCGCCGGCUGCGGGGGGAAGAUCGCCGACCGCUUCCUGCUCUACGCCAUGGACAGCUACUGGCACAGCCGCUGCCUCAAGUGCUCCUGCUGCCAGGCCCAGCUGGGGGACAUCGGCACCUCCUGCUACACCAAGAGCGGCAUGAUCCUCUGCAGAAACGACUACAUCAGGUUAUUUGGAAACAGUGGUGCUUGCAGUGCCUGUGGACAGUCCAUUCCUGCUAGCGAGCUGGUCAUGAGGGCGCAGGGCAACGUCUAUCAUCUUAAGUGUUUUACAUGCUCUACCUGCCGGAAUCGCCUGGUCCCUGGAGAUCGGUUUCACUACAUCAAUGGCAGUUUAUUUUGUGAACAUGAUAGACCUACAGCUCUCAUCAAUGGCCAUUUGAAUUCACUUCAGAGUAAUCCACUACUGCCAGACCAGAAGGUCUGCUAAAAGGUCAGAGUAAUGCAGAAUGCGUGCCUUCAUCUCAAAUUUUGUUCAUCACAGAUGGAUCCCAUGUCUCCAAGUAGACAAGUCACCUUUGUAGCUAGCAUCAAUGCCAGCUCCAUACCAUUGCACCUUCUUUAUUCUUGAUUGCCCUUCCCACAUUUAUUGGUGUAUUAAAAUGACUGAAUAUGAACAUUAAGGACUCCAUGAACCUGGGCUAAUGGGAGACUGUAGAGAAAUGAAAAAAGAUCCACCGGAGGACAUC
Molecule: messenger RNA, 1063 nt
Organism: Gymnogyps californianus (California condor)
Lineage: Eukaryota; Metazoa; Chordata; Aves; Accipitriformes; Cathartidae
Gene: LMO4
Product: LIM domain only 4
Exons: 5
Coding region: 307-804 (165 amino acids)
Source: RefSeq, a predicted model, not a curated record